Solanum tuberosum (potato) is the source of this 560-nucleotide messenger RNA. Its product is annotated as H/ACA ribonucleoprotein complex subunit 3-like protein. The transcript is spliced from 4 exons. Gene Ontology annotation, molecular function: telomerase RNA binding; snoRNA binding. Lineage: Eukaryota; Viridiplantae; Streptophyta; Magnoliopsida; Solanales; Solanaceae. Gene Ontology annotation, biological process: snRNA pseudouridine synthesis; ribosome biogenesis; rRNA pseudouridine synthesis. The record is from RefSeq and is a predicted model, not a curated record. Bases 125 to 319 code for a protein of 64 amino acids. Gene Ontology annotation, cellular component: box H/ACA snoRNP complex.
AUUCCUAUUAUGCCCUUUUUAUGUUGGCUCUUUCAUUCAGAAGAACCCUAAUUGUGACUCUUCUAAGUUCAUCUUUGUUCAAUAUUUCUUUCUGGCGAAACUCAAGGUAAAGACAUAAGCAAAGAUGUAUCUCCAGUUUUACAUUAACGAUAAUGGUGAUAAAGUUUACACCACUAAGAAAGAAUCACCACUAGGAAAGGCCACAGAGUCUGCUCACCCAGCCCGGUUUUCACCAGAUGAUAAAUUUUCGAGGCAGAGAGUGCUUCUUAAGAAGCGUUUCGGCUUGCUUCCAACACAAAAACCACCUCAAAAGUACUAGCAACUUUUGCUACAACAUAUUGUUCUUCUCUCCUUAGUUAAAGCGCAGUGUCGUUAUUCAAACACUCUUCUUCUCUUAUGAUAGUUUUCGGUUUGUCUAACUUUAGUAGUAUAUCUCUCAAUAUAUGUUGGUAUUAUUGAGUCUUUAUAUGUUAGUUGUUUGUCGAAACCAAAAAUGUAAUAGAUUGUUGCAUCUCAACAUUGGCAGUAUUCUCUCAAUAUGGCAGUAUUAAGUUAGUACU